Molecule: messenger RNA, 1713 nt
Organism: Dioscorea cayenensis subsp. rotundata (Guinea yam)
Lineage: Eukaryota; Viridiplantae; Streptophyta; Magnoliopsida; Dioscoreales; Dioscoreaceae
Exons: 2
Coding region: 554-859 (101 amino acids)
Source: RefSeq, a predicted model, not a curated record
UCCUCAUUGGCUUGUCAAAUGGAAAGUAGCAAUUCCAAGAUAGACUACCAGGCAGGGCAGAUUUGUCUUUUUAUGUAAUGCAAGAUUGUCCAAGCUACACCCUAUGCGGAACGUGGUAAACCAUUUGAGUAACAUGCAUUUUGAUGGAAAUGACACUUCUUUUCCAUCUGUGGUGGACGAGCACAACAAUAUACAUCAAAUUUGCUCACCACCUAUUUGAUCAUAAAUUGGGAUCCACAACAAGUAUGCGUGUAUUUCUUGUGACCUCGCACCAAGUUUGUCUACUGAUGUCAUUUGUUCAAAGAGCUUGGUUUGAAUAACCAGACAAAAAUUUAUGGAAGAUGCUUUUGUUAGCUUGUAAUUACUAUCCUUAAUUGUGUAUUCAUUUCUCAAGGCCCUCCUUCCAUAUCUUGUAUUUUCUAGGGAUAGUCAUUUAAUCCAAUGGUUUACAAUAGCCCGUAAGAUAAAAGUUCCCCCUUUUCAUCUAUAUAGGGAUAGUCUUCCCACUCUUCUUGUUAUCUCUUGCUGCUUCAGGUGUCUAUCUCAUAGCUUCAUGAGGACUAAAUCAAAGCAAAAGAAACCCAGUAUCAUGGAGAGGCUUGGGCUGGUUGACCAGCAAGGAAAGCUGGUCACCAACCCCCCCAAAGAUGUUUUUGAUGAUUUUUUCCAGCACUGGAUAGCCACAUGGGGAUCUGAAGGACAAGUGAUGGAGAGCCCACAAACAGCAGAAAUGGUUGAGGGUAUUGAAGCUAUGAACCGUGCCAUUAGGAAUGCUUUAUAUGGAGCUAUUAGCUGUUCAAGGUUGCCUGUAUUUCGUGAGAUCUGUAGUGAGGUCCCUUGUGAGGAAUAUUUCCAGUGAUCUAAUUGGCAGUUUCUAUGAUCAUAUAUGGAAAUUCCUCUCUCAGUGAGAUAAUAGUUGUCAUGUUUUUUUGUUAUCAUGAACAUGCUUUUUUUUGUCUCUUGAUUUGAAGGUGUCCUGGGAUAGUUCCAUGAUUGAUUUUAUAGAAUUGAACCCCUUGCCAUAUAGUUUGAAUGCAUAUUUAUUCCAUGAACUGUUGGCAGUAGCACCAACAAUUAGAUUUUGUAGUUUAUAUAUCUCCAAGAAGUGGUUGAUGUUCUGUGAAAAAUAGAGAAUUUUUUUUUCUCAUUCACAAAUAUCUCCUUUAAGAAGCAUGAGUAGGAGUUGACAGAGGAAUGUGGUGUUUUUGUGCUGAUUGACUUGUCAGUGGAGUGCACCUCCCAUGCUCACAGAGAGGACUAAAGCUCGACCAUUUACAAGUCUUGAUCCAAAUUUUUUCAUACUACAUAUAUCCAAGUUUAAUGCCCUUGAAACCUUUUUUCUAAGGAUGAUCUCCUAUCUAAAUUUGCGUCUGCAUUUUUAUUGUUUUGCCUGCAUGCCUGCAAAUGAGCUUUAUAAAUUGUGAAUACUUGUCUGUGAACCAUUUAUGAAGCUUAAAGAGGAUUAUAUCGAGUACAUUAAAUGCAUGAUCUGGCUGUUAUCGCUAACCAUAAUGCAUUGUUAUGUGCAUGCCAGUAAGAAAGGAAGCAUGCUGCAAGCUGAGUAAAAAAGGAAAAAGAGUUAGCAUUAGGGCUAUUUAAUUUGCCUUCCACAUUGAAGGAGCUAUCUUUUGCACAAAUAUAAGACUAAUACCAAUUAGAAUAUUGAUGUUGCAAAGGGUUAUCCAGAACUUUGUAAAUUCAAACCCAUAGCUG